UUCUCACUAAUAACUCCCAGUAUUCUUUUUCAAUGAGCAGCCAAGUUACGAACGAAACUGCUAAUAUAAAGGGCUGCGGAAUUUUAUUACAACAUCCAUUUUAUUGGACUCCCAUACCUCUCUCUCUCUCUCUCUCUCUCUGGGUGUUCUUUGUUUCACUUUCUCAGUGACUAAAUGCAGUUUCAUCAUAUUCCGUGCAGUGUAAAAGCAACUUAUAGGCCUCCAGAUAUGGAUGUCUCUGGAGGUCAAAGUUUGUAUCCUUUACACCGUUGCAAAACUGUACACCUGGUGAGGCAUGCUCAGGGGGUUCACAAUGUGGAAGGAGAAAAGGACCAUAGCGCCUACCGAUCUCCACACCUUUUCGAUGCACACCUUACUCCUCUUGGUUGGCAACAGGUAGACAAUCUACGAAAACAUGUUCACGCAUCAGGAAUUUUUAAGAAGGUGGAAUUAGUUAUCACUUCUCCUCUAUUGAGGUGUAUGCAAACAGCAGUUGGAGUUUUUGGUGGAGAAGGUUACACAGAUGGAAUAGACGUUCCCCCACUCAUGGUGACGGAUGCAGGAGAAAGUAACCAUCCAGCAAUUUCAAGUUUAAAUUGCCCUCCCUUCAUUGCAGUGGAGGGUUGUCGUGAACACUUGGGAGUUCAUUGGUGUGAUAAGAGGAGAAGCAUUAGCGAAUACAAACCUCUAUUUCCUGCAAUUGAUUUUUCCCUGAUUGAAUCUGAUGAUGAUGUUCUCUGGAAGCCUGAUGUUAGAGAGUUAAAUAAAGACGUUGUUUCCAGAGGAAUGGAGUUCUUCAAGUGGUUGUGGACACGGAAGGAGAAGGAGAUUGCAAUUGUUACACAUAGUGGAUUCUUGACUCAUACCCUUGGUGUAUUUGGUAAUGAUUGUCAUCCAGAUGUGCAAAGAGAGAUACGUAAACGAUAUCAGAACUGUGAACUUCGGUCUAUGGUUAUUGUCGACAGAAGCAUGAUAGAGUCGGAUUCUUCAGUAACUGAUUAUCCAGGAAAAAUUCCAAGUGGAGAAGAUGCACCAAGUGACGAUACAUGUAGUGAUCGAUCAGACGAAUUGCCAAACUGAUGAUAUUCCAGGCAGUGGCAAUAAAAAAUGAUUCGAGUUUGGAUUGCUUUUACGAUUCUUUUAAAGUAAUGUAUUACAGUAUUAGAUCAUCUCAUUUGGAGCACUUUGUGGCUGACCAUGAAUUUGUCAGAUUCUUGAGAAAGUAGACAGGCAAAUUAGUUGUCUGAACGUACAAGCAAGUGCUUUGAUGCCUUACGAAUUAUCUGUUGUAGAAUCACAUUUCAUACACACACUAUAAUUUGUAUUGUUAUUUUUCACUUGAUAAAAUACUGGGGGUAUGCAUACAUCCUGCCCUCCCCACAUCUUGCUUGUGGGAUUACACUGGGUA
Messenger RNA from Capsicum annuum, 1408 nucleotides. RefSeq names its product phosphoglycerate mutase-like protein 1. The coding region runs from base 175 to 1080 and encodes 301 amino acids. NCBI's taxonomy places the organism in Eukaryota, Viridiplantae, Streptophyta, Magnoliopsida, Solanales, Solanaceae. The record is from RefSeq and is a predicted model, not a curated record. Gene Ontology annotation, cellular component: cytoplasm. Gene Ontology annotation, molecular function: phosphatase activity. The transcript has 11 exons.